UCUCUCAGAGUAGUUUGCUAUCUUCCGAGUGUCAGUCGUAAGCCGCAGAGGGACGCAAUGGGUCUUGCUUUCACCAAGAUAUGGCAGCGCAUGAUCGGCAAGCAGGAGAUGAGAAUCCUGAUGGUGGGUUUGGAUGCCGCAGGUAAGACGACCAUCUUGUACAAGCUGAAGUUGGGUGAAGUUGUGACUACUAUUCCAACUAUUGGUUUCAACGUGGAGACUGUGGAGUACAAGAACCUGUCCUUCACCGUGUGGGACGUGGGAGGCCAGGACAAGAUUCGCCCUCUGUGGCGCCACUACUACCAGGGCACCAACGGACUGAUCUAUGUCGUUGACAGCAAUGACCGUGAUCGCAUUGAGGAUGCCCGGGAGGAACUCACUAAGAUGCUGAAUGAGGACGAGAUGCGUGAUGCAGUGCUGCUGGUUUUUGCAAACAAGCAGGACCUGCCACAAGCAAUGACCGCGGCAGAAGUGACUGAGAAGCUUGGCCUUCACAACCUUCGUCACCGCCAGUGGUUCAUCCAGUCCGCAUGCGCAACCACUGGCGAUGGUUUGUACGAAGGCUUGGAUUGGCUUUCCCGCACUUUGUCCUCUAAGCGCUGAGCUGAUAGACGGAGGUAGGGAUAGAGGCAGUCUCUUUGAGAUUGUCGGGGCGUUUCCUUGUGUAGUGGAUGCGUUCCAACAGGAAUUCGUCUGAUGGUUGUGUUGAUUUCUAUUGUUUUUCUGGUUGGUUGGCAUAUCCUUGUGAAGCAGGGUGUGCUGUCACAUUUGGAGAUGGGUGUCAAUGGCAUUUCAUGGUGUGGUUUGGUGGUUGUUACAGCAAGUUGAGCUUUAGAUUUGCAUCGUUUUGCAGCGGUC
This is a messenger RNA of Cladocopium goreaui, 858 nucleotides long. The record is from the annotation of a GenBank genome assembly. NCBI's taxonomy places the organism in Eukaryota, Dinophyceae, Suessiales, Symbiodiniaceae.